AUGUCUGCCCAAGCAGUGGAUCAAGCGACCAGUGUUACGGAGGAAUCAAAGAAAGCAGCUAUAGAGCAGCUCAACAAGGAAGGAAACGUUUUAUUUGGAUGUAAAAAGCUCUCGGAGGCUCUUGAUAAGUAUAUGGAAGCUGUCGAGAUUGACCCGGUCUCACCUCUUACUUCCAAACCAUUACGUAACACGACAGUGGUUCAAUUUGAGUGCGGCAGAUACACUGAAUGCAUAAAAGGAGUUCAAGACAUACUAGAGCUGAUGGUUGUGCAACAACUGGACGACAAAAUUGUCAUUUCAAACCUUCAACGGCAGCUGAAAAGAGCCUAUGAUCAUGUUCCUACAUAUUCUCUGCAAAAGCAACUACAAAGACGAUUGAAAAUAUUUGCAUGUUUUCCACGAGAUCGUGCAUCUAUGUUCACAUCGCCUGAGUAUUUUAGAAUUGGAAACGAUGUCGCCGAACCUCUUUCCGUUGAAGUUCCGAAAGAUUCUCUAAAGAAAGGUGACAUAAUUUCGUUUUUCUUCGCUGGUAUUGGGGAUGCGCGUCAUUUGUAUGCAACGAUUAUCGAUCUCCAUGAAUCUGGAAAUAGAACCACUGCCACCCCUCGAAAAUAUCAUUUCGUUGCAAAUGAUCUCAAUAUAUGCUCUCUAACCCGAAAUCUUAUUAUCUGGACACUUCUUGAUGAGUUGUCUGCAUUAGACCAUGGUUCGGACCAGGGAUUGAUGGUCUUGACAACUAUUUUCUUCAUUUACAGACCCAUUAUCAUGCCAGGCUACGUCUACAAACUUUUGUGUGCAACAAUGGAAGCUAUUCUUGCUAAAUUGGACAAGGGAGUUAGUCCUGUCGAGUGGGUGACCUUUCACGAGUACGACAUUCCAAGAUACAUCGAUGUUUUAAAACACUGGGCUAGUAACGGCUUUGGGAUAUUUACUACCGAAAAGGUUAUCCAAGGCACACGCGACAAACUGAGCCAAAAAUCACUACUUCAUGACUCCCGAGACACUAGCAAAGUUUGCACUGACGAGAAGGAGUUUUAUGCCAAGUAUGCUCUUGUUUAUCCUCCGGAGAAGAUGAUUCUUUCACAAGAACCACGGUUGAAAAAGCUCAUCACGAAAGCAUUGAAAGAGAAAAGAUACUCUAAUAAACUCCGCAAACAUCUCGCAAAGAACUGGAAAUUUAAUCCAACUAUGAUGGACCAAAAUUGGUACCGAAAUACUCUAAGAAAGUAUGGCCAUUCCAAGGGUUAUAGCUUCGAAAUCAAUCCAUUUUCGGCUAUCUGGCAUUUCCAAGAUACCUGGAAAGGAACCGAGCCUUCCUCCUUGUUUGAUCAUGUAGCACCGAUGUUUAAGCGCGCAGCCAAUGCAAUCAAGGAAAUGAAGGGAAUAUUCUGUGUAGAGGCUCUCUGUGGGGAUGUCACUGAAAUUGCCGAAUGGUUUCAUUUUGACUGCUCACCGACCAGAGUCUCUCGCUCUCCCGAGUUUCCCAAAAGUUUCGACUGUAUUCAUAUGAGUAACAUACCGGGUUACAUCGGCGGUCAUUUAUCGACAUUUCUUUACGUGUUCCCCCUCUUAAAGAUUGGUACUAGCAGUUAUCUCAAAUCAAACUGUCUACGUAACCCGGGAUCAUGGGAUUGCCUGGAGGCAUUUCUAGCAGAUUAUCAGUGUAUCACUGACAAAGAAAUGCUGCGAAAGUUAACAGGCGUUAUUGCAGCUCUUGAGCCAGGUAAAGACGAAUUGUUGCCGUUGAUUAAAUACAACUCAUACUCGCGGGAGGCACUCGAUUCACAGGAUGCCUGGUCCGCAUUGUUACCUCAGGCUGAGUUUCAAAAGUGGUUCUACACACUUUUUUUCAGGAUUGCUUUGCCUCACAAUGUGGACAUCUCCAAGACCGACGCAAUCAUUCUCUCUCCUCUUAAUCUCACAGUAUUGUUUAGACUGAUCGAUCAGCUUCAUAAUCACGGGUAUCCCUCGCACUGGAUGUCAGAAAUUAUUUACAAUAUCAUUGAGAACAAGGUUGCCUCUACUUGUCGUCCUCCUCGGGCCACUCCCACUACGGUUUCUGCAUUGAUGAGACAAUAUAAGCUCAAAAAGCUCUGUAAAAGUCCUUUCGCUGAUGAAAUUGCAACUCUCACUAGGAUUUUCUCGCCCAUCUUACCAUUCGUUCUCGAGUCACAGAAAAUUCCUUCCCAGGAAGAUAUCCACAAGUACACUUUUCCACUCGAAAAAAUGUACACCGUUCAAGAAAUGCCGAACAAUCUUACACUGUUAUUUUGGAGUGAUAAGCUGUUCAGAGAAGUGGGUCAGGUGGGCUUCUGCGCGAUGUAUCAGAACAUCCGCCCACUCCUUGAUCCUACUUGGGAAGAUGAAAUGGAUGCUCAGUUUAAAGGAAUUCAAUUCAAAACUUUUAGAGAGAAAGGCAUGGUUCUGUGGAGUACUAUUGAGUGGAAUCUAGAAACAUCAGAAGCUAGUGCUUGGAUGCCUAGCAGUCUAAUGGAUAGAAUGAUCAGGGAGAGAGAUUGGGGUUGUGGGCUAUUCAGGACAGAUACGUGGGAGAGGUGUUGGGAUAAGUUGUCACUGGUCAGUAAUGCGAGAAAGGGUGAAAAAUGGGAAGAUGAUAUUACUUCAGUCGAAGAUAUCAAGCUUGCGCAGUCGAUCAAGAAGGGUGUGAAUCUGGAAAAAUGA
This is a messenger RNA of Botrytis deweyae, 2682 nucleotides long. RefSeq lists its product as uncharacterized. The transcript has 5 exons. Lineage: Eukaryota; Fungi; Ascomycota; Leotiomycetes; Helotiales; Sclerotiniaceae. Gene Ontology annotation, molecular function: protein binding. The record is from RefSeq and is a predicted model, not a curated record. Bases 1 to 2682 code for a protein of 893 amino acids.